Apaloderma vittatum (bar-tailed trogon) is the source of this 507-nucleotide messenger RNA. Its product is annotated as hydroxyacyl-thioester dehydratase type 2, mitochondrial-like. Lineage: Eukaryota; Metazoa; Chordata; Aves; Trogoniformes; Trogonidae. The record is from RefSeq and is a predicted model, not a curated record. The coding region runs from base 1 to 507 and encodes 168 amino acids. The transcript has a single exon.
AUGUUGCAGCCCUUCUGGCGUGGAAUUUCUGGAGGGAAUUUCCGACAAAGAGCCUUGGCAAAGCUAACAGUUAUCAACUCCCUGCUUGGACAUCCCGUACUUCAGAGUUUGCACGUAAAAGUCGGAGACAAAGCUGAACUUACCAAAGCUUUUACACAGAAUGAUGUUGUUACCUUUUCUGAUUUAACAGGUGACACAAAUCCUUUGCAUUUAAAUGAAGAUUUUGCAAAGAAAUCUAGGUUUGGGAGGACUAUUGUUCAUGGAGUUUUGAUCAAUGGACUUAUUUCUGCAGUUCUGGGUACUAAAAUGCCCGGUGAAGGUUGUAUAUUUCUUUCUCAGGAGAUCCGAUUUCCAUCUCCGUUGUAUACUGGUGAAGAAGUUGUAGCUGCAGCGGAAGUUCAACGACUGAAGGGUUCUAUUGCACACAUUUCAGUAUCAUGUAAAGUCAAAGAAAGUGGAAAGACUGUGAUGGAAGGGACAGUGAAAGUCAUGGUGCCAGGCAGGUAG